AUGUCGCAUCUCAAAUAUUAUGCCUACGAAGGUCAAGGCGUUAAAAUGCGCGCCGAAUUCUCCUACAGCCAGGCCGUCCGUGUUGGAGACAGAAUCGAAUGCUCCGGUCAAGGAGGCUGGGAUCCCCAAACAGGCGAAUUCGAGAAGGAGAUCAACGCGCAGAUUGACCUCGCCUUUGCUAAUGUCGAGAGGUGUCUGAAGGAUGCCGGUGGCAAGGGCUGGACCCAGGUCUUUCGGGUUAACUCGUAUCAUGUCCCUAUAAACGAUGAGGCGUUAGACGCGAUGGUCCGCAACUUCAAGAAGUGGAUGCCUGACCAUCAACCGCUGUGGACUUGUGUCGGUGUAUCGCGUUUGGGGCUGGAUGAUAUGCGUGUUGAGAUUGAGGUCGUGGCGCAUGAUCCCGAGGGGACUAAGGUUGCGUAA
Messenger RNA from Fusarium sp. VM40, 423 nucleotides. The record is from the annotation of a GenBank genome assembly. Lineage: Eukaryota; Fungi; Ascomycota; Sordariomycetes; Hypocreales; Nectriaceae.